Scophthalmus maximus (turbot) is the source of this 2510-nucleotide messenger RNA. It is a transcript of the gene mfsd12a, whose product is annotated as major facilitator superfamily domain containing 12a. Lineage: Eukaryota; Metazoa; Chordata; Actinopteri; Pleuronectiformes; Scophthalmidae. The record is from RefSeq and is a predicted model, not a curated record. The coding region runs from base 233 to 1732 and encodes 499 amino acids. Gene Ontology annotation, biological process: carbohydrate transport. Gene Ontology annotation, cellular component: membrane. The transcript is spliced from 11 exons. Gene Ontology annotation, molecular function: symporter activity.
UUUCGCUUGUUUUCGUGCCGGUGUCUCUUCAGAGCGAGCAGAGGGGCGGAGCCUCCUCCUCUGAGGCUCGACUCUCCGCGGUCACAUGAUGAGCAGAAGACAUUUGAUCUGACAACAUGACACACUCCGGCCACACUCUGGCAUUAAUCUGUGAAGAAGAGGGAAGUGAAAGCGGCUCCGUCGUCAUCCAGCUCCUUGCUCCUCCUGCUCGGUGAGUCUGAGCGGCUCCACGAUGCCGGGUCCCGACAUGUCCCGGUCCAGUCCGGAGAGGUCCCUGUCCGGCCCCCGGAGGCUCAGCUAUGCGGCGGGACACUUCCUGAACGACCUGUGCGCGUCCAUGUGGUUCACCUACCUGCUGGUCUUCUACCACUCGGUGCUCGGGUUCCUCAACACGAACGCGGGUGUGCUGCUGCUGGUGGGGCAGGUGGCUGACGCUCUCUGUACUCCUCUCGUCGGCUACGAGUCUGACAGAAGCCCCGGCUGUGGAAACUACGGCAAGAGGAAGACAUGGCACUUAGUGGGCACAGUGAGUGUGGUGCUGUCCUUUGCCUUCAUCUUCAACCAGUGUCUGGGCUGCGAUGCCCUCACCCCUCAGUGGGCCAGCCUGACCUACUUCAUCCCCUUCAUCAUCGUCUUCCAGUUCGGCUGGGCCGCCACGCAGAUCUCCCACCUGUCCCUCAUUCCGGAGCUGGUCUCCUGUGAGCAUGCUAAGGUCGAGCUCACCGCGUACAGAUACGCCUUCACAGUGAUUGCCAACAUCACCGUGUACGCUGUGGCCUACCUGCUGUUCCACCUGCAGACCAGUGAGGACAGCGACCCGCUCGGCGACGCACUGGGACCAAAAGACAUGCCCAUCUUCAGGAAUCUGGCUCUGAUCGUGCUGGGCAUCGGAUUGCUCUUCUCCGUCGUCUUCCACCUGGGAACCACCGAGUCCAGACCUGGGGCUGGUGGGGAGGCUGCAGGAGAGGAGGGGAGGAAGAGGGUGGAGGAGGAUGAGGAGGAGGAUGAGGAGAAGGAGGAGCGCAGGCCCCCCCUUCCCUGCGCCAGGGCCUCCUCGUCGCUCCUCCAGUGGAAGUGUUGGCUGCAGCAGCCGUCGUUCUACCAGGUGGCCCUGCUCUACAUGUCGACCAGGUUAAUAGUGAAUCUGUCUCAGACCUACAUCUCUAUGUAUCUCAUCAACACUCUGGGGCUGUCCAAGAAGUUCAUAGCGACGAUCCCACUGGUCAUGUACCUGAGCGGAUUCGUGUCCUCCUUCAUCAUGAAGCCCGUCACCAAACUGAUCGGGAAAUGUCUCACCUACUUCGUGGGCCUGCUGCUGAUCAUGGCUUUCUCCUACUGGGUGCUGCUGGACGACAGGAUGGGCCAGCGGGUAUACGGGGCAGCGGUGCUGCUGGGCACCGGCUCAGCCACCAUCCUGGUCAUAUCACUGUCCAUGACGGCCGAGCUCAUCGGCGACCAGACUCAAAGUGGAGCGUUUGUUUACGGAUCCAUGAGUUUCACUGAUAAGCUGGCUAACGGAGUGGUAGUGAUGAUCAUCCAGGCACUGCAUCCUUGCCACACUGUGCUGUGUUGUCCCGCCUGUGUGUGGUUCUAUCAUUACAUCAUGGUCAUUGUGACGGGGGGCGUGGCCGUCGUCGCGGCAUUGGCCCUCUGCUCCAUCCUCAUCUGGCCAAUCAGAAUCAGACCACGUGCUCCACCAGUCUUCUCUGAUGAUGCUGCCAGAAUCAACUAACCACCCCCCCUCCUUUAGCUGCCUCCACCACAGUGCAAGAUAAAAUCACAAACUCUGCACAGAUUCAAGAUUCAUGUCAGGUAUCAGUUCUCUGUCAGUUCUCUGUCAGGUAUCAGUCAGGUAUCAGUCAGGUAUCAGUUAUCUGUCAGUUAUCAGUUAUCAGUCAGGUAUCAGUUAUCAGUUAUCAGUCAGUUAUGAGUAAGUUAUCAGUCAAUUACCUGGACUGGACCACAAGGACCACAAGGACCACAAGGAUCAGAGGGACCACAGGGACCACAGGGACCACAGGGACCACAAGGAUCAGAGGGACCACAGGGACAACAGGGAGAAUCAAGACCUUACAGACGACACGUAGACAAAGAACUGAACCUUCUACGGGACAGGAAGUUUCUCUCAGGUCCCGUCGAGCUGAGGAUGUAACGUUCAGUCAAACCCCAUCCUGCCGUACGGUAGGUGUGAGGCAUGCUGGGAAACCGUGUGCCGGUUGUGGAUCAUCUCAUUUGACUUUGAUGUAGAAAUGUUUUUCUAUUUGAAUCAUUUUCCUCUUGAUGUUGUUUACCUCUUAAUAAUUCAAUGGAAUAUGAAGACAACUAUUUUUAAUAAUCAAAAGACACUGGCAUUGAUUUAUAAGAUAUACAUUUGAUAUAUAUAUAUAGACUUCAAAGGGAUUUAUAUUGUAAUGUGUGUAUGUGAUAUAUGACCAUGAAUAUAAGGGAAUCACUGGUCAGUUCUCUGAUCAUGUUCUUUUGAUCUGAUUCAUAAAGGGACAUAAAUCAGU